GCAAGCAAUGGUCAACGAUGAAGCCAAAUCAUCAGAUGUCUUCUCGGUCUUCCCAAGAUUUCUGGACACACCAGGACUGAUAGAACAAGAUUUCAGACUUCUGUUUGGUGAGGCCACAGCCAACAAAUUCUUGGAGAAGUGGCCAACCACUUUCAAAGCAAAAGUAAUAAAGGAAAGCCAUGGACUUGUAUCCACCACAGAACUCUUGGAUUUGAUGCGCAAUGCUGAGUCAGCUGCUGAAGUUGAGAAUGGCUGGGACAGUGACAUGUCUGCCAUCUUGCUGCUGCUACAUUUGCUACCACCAUCUGCACAAGGUAGAAAGAGGCCGGGAAAGAUGUCUGCAUAUCAAGCUGUAGAUCAGCUCAUCAGAUUUCAAAAGGUUGGAACCAGUGUGCAGCAGCAUCUUGACAACAUCACCCAAAGCAGUCAGCCCUACCUUCUCGCCCAGGGAUCCACACAGAGCAGCAUUCACUCCUACUUCAUUGUGGUUGACAAGCAUGCUCUUCCAUGCAAGGCAACAGGUUCAGUAGGAGCUUUUGACAAAGUCUUUAAAGCCCAUUACGUAUUUGGUACGUCAUACAGUUCUUCCUUGAGCAGCUUUUUCACUUUUGUGCAAACAACCAUCUAUAACAUCGACAUGGGGGGAAACAAAGGAGACUCCUAG
This is a messenger RNA of Coregonus clupeaformis (lake whitefish), 664 nucleotides long. RefSeq lists its product as uncharacterized. The coding region runs from base 8 to 664 and encodes 218 amino acids. Lineage: Eukaryota; Metazoa; Chordata; Actinopteri; Salmoniformes; Salmonidae. The transcript has 4 exons. The record is from RefSeq and is a predicted model, not a curated record.